GCGGCCCCUGACGUGUCGGGGAGGAGCCGGGCGCCGAGGUGCGCGGAGUGGAGCUCUGGGCUGCGGAGGGGAGCGGAGCCGAGCGGCUGGGCGGGCCUGGCCAGGCCAGCGGAGGGGAGACGUCGGUCGAGCGGCGGCGAACAUGCGCUUUUGACACAUUGGAGGCUUUCUUGAUCAUGGAUGGUGAGGAUAUACCAGAUUUUUCGAGUUUAAAGGAGGAAACUGCUUACUGGAAGGAACUUUCCAUGAAGUAUAAACAAAGCUUCCAGGAAGCUCGGGACGAGCUGGCUGAAUUCCAGGAGGGAAGCAGGGAGUUGGAAGCAGAGCUGGAGGCACAGUUAGUACAGGCCGAACAAAGAAACAGAGACUUGCAAGCUGAUAACCGAAGACUGAGGUGUGACGUGGAAGCAUUAAAGGAGAAACUAGAGCUGCAGUACGCACAGAGCUACAAGCAGGUGUCGGUGCUGGAAGAUGACUUAAGUCAGACUCGGGCCAUCAAGGAGCAGCUGCACAAGUACGUGAGAGAGCUGGAGCAGGCCAACGACGACCUGGAGCGCGCGAAGAGGGCAACCAUAGUUUCACUGGAAGACUUUGAACAAAGGCUAAAUCAGGCCAUUGAACGCAAUGCAUUUUUAGAAAGCGAACUUGAUGAAAAGGAAUCUUUGUUGGUGUCCGUCCAACGGUUAAAGGAUGAAGCAAGAGAUUUAAGACAAGAACUGGCAGUUCGGGAAAGACAACAGGAAGUAACCAGAAAGUCGGCCCCCAGUUCUCCCACCCUCGAUUGUGAAAAGAUGGACUCCGCGGUCCAGGCCUCACUUUCUUUGCCGGCCACUCCUGUUGGCAAGGGCACGGAGAACAGUUUUCCUUCACCGAAAGCGAUACCAAACGGUUUUGGUGCCAGUCCGCUAACUCCUUCCGCGAGGAUAUCAGCACUCAACAUCGUGGGGGAUCUCUUACGGAAAGUAGGGGCUUUAGAAUCCAAACUAGCAGCUUGCAGGAAUUUUGCAAAGGACCAAGCAUCACGAAAAUCCUAUAUUUCAGGGAAUGUUAACUGUGGGGUGACGAAUGGCAGCGGCACAAAGUUCCCUCGGUCAGGACAUACGUCUUUCUUUGACAAAGGUUGGGUGUCCAGCCCCGGCGGCCCUUCCCCUCCCCACACGUCUACACGCUGAGGCCACCGCGAGAGCAGGACUUGGAGCCCAGACGGCCCAGAGCGCUAGCCCAUCAUCCGCCCGUUUCUGGCAGCACAGCGCCCUCCGAGACCGUGGGCCUUGCUGUCCCCAUUUUCAGCCUGGGGGUUCCCAGCGUCCAACCAGGUCACAGGUGGGCCGAGAACAGAAGGUGAGAAGACAGAUUCUAUGUUCACGUGAUUAUUCUUGUUUAUUGAGGUCUGUUUAUUCUCAAUGGGUGCUUUUUCCUCCAAGUAAACAGAGCAGGCGUAGAUAUCUAUAAUGAAUAAAUUUAUUGUCUUACAAAAAUCAUUGUCUAGAAAUAUGGGAAUACAAGAAAAAAGAUAUUUGCAGUCAGGUGUCUGGUGGUCAACAGCCAGUAGAAUUCAUAAAGGGGGAAAACCGAAGAUUCCAACCCACAUGACAAAUUCUUCCUAACAGAUGUUAAAGCUUUUAACCCAAAAGGUUUGUGUUUUCAAGCACGCUGCGGAGGAUCAGGGAUGUCUAAACACUGAUGCGUUGUCACCGGAUGUCUGUAAUGCCACUUCGACUAGAGGUACAGGAUAUGAAGCAAAUUGUUACAGAGGCAAGUCAGAGUUAGCAUUGUCUUAGUACUGCAGUGUCUAAGGCACUUUCUGUAAUGUCAGUUUGCUCACCUAUCAACCGAAACCAGAAUGCUAGAUGUUCACUGUGACACUGUCCGAGGGAAGGGGGACAAAGGAACAGGGACUCACAUCCACUGGCAUGUCAACAUUCACGCAGAUGGUAUUGGUUCCGGGGGCUCCGUCAGCCUCCCGGGCAAACCUGGAGUAAGUCUGGGACACAAAACCAAGAUUUCCAUUUUGGGCUCAAAGCAGCGGCUGAAUUUGCAAGGUCAGCAUGUGAGCCUGGCUGGAGAGGGAGGGCUCCCCUCCGUCCCCCGCGAGGGUCAGCCAGGCCGGAGGGUGUGGAGUCCGCGUAACGGCGGCAGCCUUGUGGCCGCUGUCCCUUCUGUGCACAGACCAGCCGAGGACAGUUCAUGGGAAGAGAUGCGGGGACACCACCAACUCAAGGGAGAGGGGCACGGUAACCCCAUAUGGACGCGGCUUCCCCCGCUGCCACCCACCCCCCCCUCAUCUUGCCGAAGCCCCUUUCACAGUUUGCUCACUGAAAUAGUGUUGAUCAUUAUUGGAGGAAAUCGGGGAGAUAAGUGCAGUUUAGGGUCCACAAUGUUCUAAGAGACUCGACGUGGCUGAGGAGUCGGGGGCCACACGAACACAGGACGAAGUCACCUGUCGUCUGGAGAGAGCAUGCAGAGCGAUGGGGCGGCUGCCCCAGUAACCCAGCCACGGGUAACAAGGCUCUGGACUUGGUCUGAAAAAUGGUUCUCUUCUUAACGUGAGUUAGAAAAUGGUCUCUCGACGAAUAUAUGGAAAAUAGAUGCAAUGAGGAGACUGUUUAAUAGGUGUGUGUUUCGUGUGUGUAUAUAUGGAAAAAGGGGAGCAGUUGUUCUUAAAUCUGAAGUGGGGUACAGUACGGUUGGCCAGAAAGCCUUAAGACACGGUUGAAUCCCAGUGCUGCCAGCUUCCUAGACGGGGCGGGGGCCGGGGGGUCCCACUGUAUCGCCCCCGCGGGCUUCCUGGGGUGCUACUCGGACUGGGGCGGCUGCGUCUCGUUGACAUCGCUGGUCUUGCUCUCCGUGUCAUCGUCCGACAGCUCCAGGGAGGCCCCCUCGAGGUGCAGCUGGCGCCGGCCGGAGCGGCUCGACGAGAAGGUGAUGGGGCCGCCUCGCCUGGGGAGAAGAGA
Messenger RNA from Ailuropoda melanoleuca (giant panda), 2954 nucleotides. It is a transcript of the gene NDEL1, whose product is annotated as nudE neurodevelopment protein 1 like 1. Gene Ontology annotation, molecular function: microtubule binding. The transcript has 9 exons. The record is from RefSeq and is a predicted model, not a curated record. Bases 177 to 1172 code for a protein of 331 amino acids. NCBI's taxonomy places the organism in Eukaryota, Metazoa, Chordata, Mammalia, Carnivora, Ursidae. Gene Ontology annotation, biological process: centrosome localization; chromosome segregation; cell migration. Gene Ontology annotation, cellular component: kinesin complex; centrosome; kinetochore.